CAGAUUUCAGCAUGGUUUUCAGAGCAGCUCAAGUUUGCCACUGGUCGACUUUCUCAGCAGGUAAGGUGGCCGUCAUGUCAAAAGUUAAAGGGAAGAAAACUGAGUCUUCAUCACACACUAUACAGCCCAAACCCACCGAGGAAAACAAUACAGCAAAAAAGAAAAAGAAAUUCAGGAAAAAGGAAAAGUUUCAAAAGACAAAGCCUGAAACCAAACCAAAUGACAAAGUAAAACCUAAAAAUAAACAGACAUUACCACCGGUAGAUACCCAGCAGUUCUCUACAAACUGGAAAUCAUUACAAGAGGUGUUAAAGGCCACCCAGCCAGAGAAGAAGCAACCAGUGAAGACAGAGCAUCACAAUGGCACGCCACCUGCUAAACAGUCUACGAAAAAUAUAUCUAAGAACAGUGGUGGACCCAGGUAUAAAGAUACAGAGAAAACUGAUAAGACUGUUUGUGACAACGCUGCCUCUAAAAACUCCCAUCUGAAUGAGAAGAGCUCAUCCUCAUCUUCCACGGCUCCAAAAAGGAAAAAGGACAGUGAGAAGAAGUCAAGCAGUGACCAAGAAGCUAAGAAAAAGAAACCGACUGUCGAAAAAACCAAACCUACAGAAGAGGACAUUUGGUUUGAUGAUGUAGAUCCUGAUGAUAUCGAGGCAACGGUGGGAACUGAGGCAGCGGAGAUCAUGAGGAAGAAGCAAGGUAUAAAGAAGAACAAUGAUGUGGAGAGCGUACUGGUCAAGGAGAGAGCUUUUGCGGGCCUCACCAGAGCUGUGGCCAUUGACUGUGAGAUGGUGGGAGUCGGUCCUGAUGGAGAAGACAGCAUCUUGGCGCGUGUGUCUCUUGUGAACCAGUUUGGGAAAUGCAUCUAUGACAAAUAUGUGAAACCCACAGAAAAAGUGACCGACUACAGAACGGCCGUCAGUGGCAUCCGGCCACAUGACAUCAAAGACGGAGAGGAUCUACGGACGGUGCAGAGAGAAGUCGCUGAGAUCCUUCAGGGGAGAAUAGUGGUUGGACACGCUAUUCACAAUGAUUUAAAGAUUCUACUUUUGGAUCAUCCCAAAAAGAAAAUCCGUGAUACCCAGAAGUAUAAACCCUUUAGGAAAAUUGCAAAGAGCAGUCGACCUGCACUGAGAGUGCUCUGCAGAGAAGUGCUCAACAUUAAGGUCCAACAGGGUGAACACUCUUCCGUCCAAGAUGCUCAGGCCACAAUGAGGCUGUACACAUUGGUGAAAAAAAAGUGGGAAGCAGAGAUUAAAGGAAGCCAAAAGAACAAAGACUCACACAACAGGAGUGAGAGAAAGCCCAUGUCUGCCAAAAACAAGGGCAAGAAUCUCCUGGGAUUAUGAUUCCAAACCAAUCUGCCAGAGGACAGAUCAUUGGUGGAUCAGAACAGACCUGACUGAAAUGAUCAGAAGUUUGGGUUUGUUUGCAGAAAACAAAGACAGUCAAGUAACAGAUGUUUGAGCACUCAUGACACUAUGAAAGUGCAGCAGGCUUUUGUCUUUCUCUGCUUUCUGUGAAGUGAGGAAAACAGUCCACCAGCAAGACAAAUGAAAAUCAGAGGGUUAUAAUAACAUUUUUUUGUCCCGAAUCAUUCAGACAGGGAAUUUAAGGAUGUUUUUACUGGUCUGUUAAUGUGAUCACAAGGCCAGGAGUCUUCUGUCUGAAUAUCUUGAGACGACAGAGGCAGGUGUUGAAAUGCUGCCCGGUCCAAGCUGAAAAUCCUGAUUUUUCAAGGAAAUGAAUGCAAUGUGCUCCUGAGAGCCCCAAAUAUCUCAUCACUAUGUUUUCAGAGAUUUUAUAAAUAUUGUGUUUUGACCUUUACUCGUUCAUUUCCAGCUUCAUUCUGGGUUGCCUUAAAAUGUGAACUAAAACAUACAUGAAAAUAGUUUUAGUGCUCAUAGAGCUACAGUAUAUUCUACUUAACUGUUCUGAAAUAUCCAAUAAAAGUACAUCUUUGAAGCUUCUUCGCAAACAAAUUAGCUGUUGUGUUUCACUGUGGAUUUAGACUCUGUGUGCCCAGGUUAUGUCACUGUGAUUUAGUGCUUGUGUUAGUUUUAAAAAUGUGCCAGAAACCCGCACCCUCCUCUGAAACUCUAAAUUAUGUUUUGACGUUAUGGGGCUCAGUCAUGCUGAAGACCUUGGGCAGAUGAGCUAUUUUUUUGUCUCUUGUGCGCCCACUGAAACAUGCCAGGAGAGGAACAUAUACCUUUGUUAUAGGAGGAAAAUUUUACUUUUUUCCCUGUUUAUACUUAAAAGUGUGUUGUAUGUUUUGCUCUUUUUGCAAAGGGGCCAUGUUUGAUGACUUUAUCAAUAGAACAUCUGAGUAAAUGUUAAGAUUU
Messenger RNA from Sphaeramia orbicularis (orbiculate cardinalfish), 2348 nucleotides. It is a transcript of the gene rexo4, whose product is annotated as REX4 homolog, 3'-5' exonuclease. The coding region runs from base 12 to 1352 and encodes 446 amino acids. NCBI's taxonomy places the organism in Eukaryota, Metazoa, Chordata, Actinopteri, Kurtiformes, Apogonidae. The record is from RefSeq and is a predicted model, not a curated record. Gene Ontology annotation, molecular function: 3'-5' exonuclease activity; nucleic acid binding. Gene Ontology annotation, biological process: DNA catabolic process; rRNA processing. The transcript has 9 exons. Gene Ontology annotation, cellular component: nucleus.